Gigantopelta aegis is the source of this 4620-nucleotide messenger RNA. Its product is annotated as protein RER1-like. Gene Ontology annotation, cellular component: Golgi membrane. Gene Ontology annotation, biological process: retrograde vesicle-mediated transport, Golgi to endoplasmic reticulum; protein retention in ER lumen. The transcript has 7 exons. The record is from RefSeq and is a predicted model, not a curated record. Bases 143 to 733 code for a protein of 196 amino acids. Lineage: Eukaryota; Metazoa; Mollusca; Gastropoda; Neomphalida; Peltospiridae.
ACCGGAAAUAAAAUGAUUGUCUGAUCGGACAUGCAACGUGGCUAAAUGACUCGAUAUUCGUUUAAUUUAAGUCAUUUUCUCUUUAAUCAACGUUCAUUAAUAUCGCCUUAUUCCAGGAAUUGAGUGAAACGCAAGGGUAGCAAUGUCUUUAUCUGGAGAGGACAAGCAACAAACAUCAAAACCAAAUAUUGUUUAUAGAGCCUACAAGCGUUAUUGUGAGAUUCAUCAACAUUUGUUAGAUCGAGCAACUCCAUAUUCAACAGCGCGAUGGUGCGGCACAGUAGCUUUGAUUCUGAUGUAUUCACUGAGGGUGUAUAUUUUACAGGGUUGGUACAUAGUGACAUAUGCUUUGGGAAUCUACCUGUUAAAUCUAUUUAUAGCAUUCCUAACUCCAAAAACAGAUCCAGCAUUGUUAGAUGAUAAUGAAGAUGGGCCUUCUUUACCCACAAAAGCAAAUGAAGAAUUUAGACCAUUUAUGAGAAGAUUGCCAGAAUUUAAGUUUUGGUACUCAACAUCCAAAGCAAUUGUGAUAGGCAUGAUAUGUACCUGUUUCAACGCACUCAAUAUACCAGUGUUCUGGCCCAUUCUCGUCAUGUAUUUCAUCAUCCUCUUUACCAUUACAAUGAAAAGACAAAUUAAGCACAUGAUUAAAUACAGAUAUAUACCAUUUACACAUGGGAAGGCGAAAUACAAGGGCAAGGAGGACUCUGGUACGGUGGUGGUGUCCAGUUAAAGUGUGUGCUGGGUUCUGUUGGAGAGUCAUGUGUUGAGCCUUCAUGGCAGAACCCUUUGUGUGAGGAGCAGUUCGCCUUUCUUCCAGAGUUGUCUUACCCGAUGUCAGACUCGACCUAUUACAUACUUGUGUUUUAGCAAUGGAUCACUCCAGUGUUUAUCUUACUGCCACAAAUUGGAAUAAUGUCAAACGGUUAUUUUUGGUAGAAUAUUAUGUAAGUCUAAGAACUGGUAUUAUGGUUAUGAAUCCCUUUGUCCUUGCUAAUCUUGGCUCAUAUUGUAUUUUUCACACUUAGUACAUAUUUAACAUUUUCACAUCAUUUCUAGAAUAAAAAUAAACUGUACAUCAGUUGUAGGAUAUUUUUGUUUUUAAAACCUGUCAUUACUGUUAUAUAUCAGUGCAAACUAAUAGAAAUACAUUUAGGAAUUGUUUUUUAAUUUUUUUUAUCAAGUUUUAAAAUUUUAAAUGGAAAUUUAACAUUGAAAAAGUAAAAGUCUAUCUUCUCUUUGAGUUUUGAUUGGAUACUUCUGAACCUUAGUAUAAGUAUUUUUAGGGGUGAAUGAGAGAUAUUUAUGAAAUUUGUUAUUCUUAAAUUUUAAAUAGAAAUUUAACUGUUUAAAUUUGAAGUGUUAUCUUAUAGAAUUUUAAUCGAAUAAUUCUAAAACAUGGUACUAACUAUAAUUCUUUGGGGCAGUCUUAACAAACUAACAGAAAUAUUAUUGAAUUUCUAUUAAAUUUAAUAUUUGGUGAUCUUUACAAAUAAAUUAAUUAUCUACUAGUGACAAAAUUGAAAAUUAAAUAGGCGUCUGUUUCAGUCAUGCAUACCAGUCUUAAGAGAGCCAUCUUUUUAUGCUCCUUAAUCAUCUGUCGUAUAAACUGACCUGUCUAAGGAGCUUUUUUUAAAAUGCCAUCUUUAUAUACAUCUGAAAUCAUUUAAAUAAAUAUGUAUUACAAAAUUAUUUGUAUUCUGCAUCCUCUUAAAAUCUUGAAUCGCACAGUGACAAAGUACAAGGUUUUGGGUUUGUAUAUAUAUAUAUAUAUAUAUAUAUAUAUAUAUAUAUAUAUAUAUAUAUAUAUAUAUAUAUAUAUAUAUAUAUAUAUAUACAUAUAUAUAUAUAUAUAUACAUACAUACAUACAUACAUGUAUAUAUAUGUAGCAGGGCUCGAAAUAGCGAUUUUAAGUUGCAUAUGUUACCAUGGUUUCAUAUCUGUGCCUAAAUUUAUUGCUUUAGUCACAUCGUGCAACCUGAACUUGAGUCAUUAUUCUCUUACGAUUUACCUCUACCAACUGCACAGCAAAAAAGGUCAACUUGUAACAUGUAACACAGACAUUUUAAUGUACACAUGGUCUUGUGCCUCUCAGGUAUUAGGCUACUCCAUGAAAAGUACUUGUAAUCUUGUCUUUGAAAACUGAUGACAUUCGCUUGAUUACAGUACAUGAAAGUAGAUUUGAUAUGAUAUGCAGGUGAUACAUCAAGGUACUGGCAAUUUUAAUUUGUAUGUGCACAUCAGAAACAUAACUGUCUUCUAAACCGUGCAAUUUAUACAUGCAACAGUGUUGCAUAAGUUGAACAUACUUCCAUAAAUAAAAGUUAAACGUUUAUUAGAGUGUCAUAAAUGCUGUUAUUUUCACAUUUUUAUUAUUCAAAGUUUUUUUCCUAAAUAAAUGUUUUGUUCCUAUUUUUUUUAAGUUAUGACACGCUGUUACUUUCAAGUUCUGUGUAGCAAAAUUGAAUUUGACAUAUAGUUCUGCAUUGAGGAAUGUCCACAUGCCUGGUUUUUUGUGUUGGUGACAAGUCAAUUGUUCAAACAACUCAUCCGACCAGACAUGGCUUUAUUAAUUUAUAAAAAUAGUUUUUACUUCUUGUUUCAACCUUGAUUGUUUCUUUUUCUUUCUUUUUACUUUUCAAUAUAAUAUUUCAAAAAUAAAAUACUAACUGAUCAACUAACCUAUUGCUAAAAUAAUGCACAGCAGUAAUUAUGUUUACAACACGACUGGUAUAUCAAAGGCUGUGGUAUGUACUAUCCAGUCUGGGAUUGUGCAUAUAAAAUAUCCCUUGCUACUAAUGGAAAAAUGUAGCGGAUUUUCUCUUUGACUGUCAAAAUGACCAUAUAUUUGAUAUCUAAUAGCCAAUGAUUAAUAAAAAAUCAAUGUGCUCUAGUGGUGGUUUUAAACAAAAGAAACUUUAAUUAUGGUUACAUUGGAACAGUUUCAUAAUAAUAAAGGACAAAAUUCUUGUAUAAUUGAAUUUGAUACCAUCAGUGUUUGGAUAGUCAUAAAUUACAGGGCUCCUAGAAUUUUUUUUAAAUCCACUAGCCAUGGGAUCAGUGAUUUAAAAAAGUUACUAGCCAUGAUUAAAAAUUCACUAGCCCUACUUUACUUUAAGUUAAUACAAUUUUACUAAAUAAUAGCAAUAAUCAGAUAUGUCACCUAAAGAUGGAGAUAUUUAGCUUAAAACCACUAACUUUGGGGUUGGGGUCAGGAUAUUAAUAUUUACAAAAUAGACUUAACUACAACAUUACACACGCACAAAAAUUCACUAGCCGUCGGGCAUGGCAAUAGUAGUUAUUUACAAGCCCAAAAGUGUAUAUCACUAGCCAUGGGAGUGUAAAAGCCCUGUAAAUUAAUAUUAAUCUUAAUAUAAAUUACAUCUUUAAGUAGAUUAAUGUUAAAUAAAAUUUGUAUGAGUUUAUUUUAAAACAUUGAACUUAUGAGUUACAUUUCUUUACAGCCCAAAUUUCUUCUCUUUUUUUUGGUCACAUGAUUUCAUUGCAGAUACCUUGAGUAUUUGAUUAAUAUGUUAUUAUUUAAGAUAUAUUGAAGAAGCUACAUGAUAGAUUUCUGUUUACUGUUAAUAGUAGGAAAGUGGAUGCAUGUUGCUCAUCAGUCUCCAGACAUUCGGAUAUUUCAUCAAAUGCAUGUUCACAUGUGUUCUUCGUAUGGUUGAUACAGUAUGAAAACAAAAUAAAUCAUUUAAGUUGUAUUUUGAAAAUAGUGCCACAAAAGUAUAUGUUAGCUAGUCAUCUUAGUUGGCAGUAGACAACGUUUAAUGUGGCAUCAUACAGGCUUAGUAUAUUAAUUGGAACCUUAAUACCUUUUACUAUAGUUUUAGAUCUCUUCUAUAAGCGGUUUUUCACUUUCUGAAUUUUGUUUUUAAAACACCACCACUGGAACAGUCAAUAAUGCUAUUGGAUGUCAGACAUUUGAUCUUACUGACAUUCUACAGAGAAAACCUGCUACAUUUUCUUAUUAACAGUAGUCUCCUUCUUCAUCAGUAUUACUAGGGGGUUGGGGAGGGAAUUGGUGGCCAUGUAUUCAUUACAUAAAUAUUUUUAAAAUUAACGUUCUGUUCAGUUUAUUGUAAGAGAUAUUCCUUCAGGUUGUGUUCUACCCAUUGAUCAUCUUGUAGUACUGUGCACAAUAAUGUAUCAUCCAAGUCUUUAUGUUGGUGUUUUCUUACAGUAACUGAUGGGACUUACAGUCAUAAAAUCAGGUGACUGUACAAGUCUGCGAGUUAUGUUGUUAAUAUAAUAUACGGCAUACUCUAUCUUGUAACAUAUUUUGUAGGCCGGGCAUCCAUGUACUGUACAUAAUAAACAGAUAAUAUUUAUCACUUUUGACAUGUAAAUUACAUGUACAUAGGAAACCAUGAACUCUGGUAUGUGUAUAUAAAUAUGUAAAUACAAUAAUAAAAACGUUCGUGUAUACUGACUGGAGGAAUUGGUGUAGACAAACUGUAAUAAUUAAGAGAUAUUCAAGUUUGUAGAGAAUUUAAUUUUUUCUAUCUUUUCUUUUUCUUUUUUUUUUGCACAUAUUUGUGUAUAUUAUUUGUACAUGUAACAUUUUGCUAUAGGAAGUGUGUUUGAAUAAACCAUGUUAAAACAAA